CUCACAUUACAUAAUCACUAUUUUGGGGCACUGCGCGCGAAGGUCAUUGCUCGCCGCAUCACAGCUUUCAGCUCAGCUUUCAGACUCGGCCAGCGCGCAUCCAGAACGCGAACCACCAAAACACGUUUGAAUCCCCGGGAAGAGACUCGGCUGUGUCUGCCGUGUACUUGAUCUUAUGAGAAUCUGACUGCUUCGUCUCUGAAUACCUACUCUGACUGCCUUGCAAGAUCGCAAACAUGUAUCAACACCCCCCACCGCAGAUGCCCAUGUCGCCGGCAUCCAAGCGAAUGCGCAUGGACGGCCCGAUGCCUCCUCACAUGCCACCCCAAGGACCCUACGCGGCCCCGCCAAUGCCGCCCCAGGCAGUUGGCCACCCCCAUCUGCCUCCCCACAUGCCGCUUCCCCCCGGCGCGCAGCCCGGCGCCCUGCCUUUGCAGCAACCUCCACCACCUCCUCCUCCCCCGGCUGUUGCCGCACCUGUCCCCGCUGUAGGCGUAGCCCCGGGCCAGCCUGGCGCUUUACCCGCGUCGGUCUAUGCAGCCCAGCAUAACGUGCUCAUGUCGCUCGACGACGAGGACAUGUUUGGCGCGGUCGACGAGCUCGACAGCAUCUCUGCGCGCGACAUCUCGACGCUCAGAUACGCGCGGCACCAUGAAUGGAUGGAGCAGAUCCUAGGCUCGGCCUACCAAUCCGACAAGAUCAUUCCCCCGGGCCUGUUCGCGGCGCGGGGGAACACCACAGCCAACAUAUGGGACGGCAUCGACAAGCUGAAGGAGCGCGUGGCCAAGAUGGAGGAGGAUCUGAAUUCGGUGGACGAGUUUUACACGAGAAGUAUAGUGGAGAUUAAAGAGACCAAGAACCGGGCGUACACGCAGAUGCGCGAGGCGAUGGCGAAGCAGGAGGCUCAGGCUGCACAGGAACUUGCCGCGGAGGGACUAGAGGAGGUUGAAGAAAAGACGUCGUCGUCGGUGUAUUCGUCAUUGGCGAUCAGCUAGAAGCUAGCCUGGUUUUUAUUACUCUAUUGAUUUUAUAUGUCGUGUUAUGUUUGUGUUGGUUUGCUUUUGGUUGGGAAGGCGGGUUCCCGUCGAAUAUUUACGAUCCUGAGGCGGCGAGUGCUCGACAGAUGCUCGUUCGUAUAUGUGAUUGCAUUUGUAUAUUAAUAACAAAAAUGAUUCUCCAGAAGUUGUUAUGUUGUUUUGGUGGUUACAGGAAGUUCGAUGGAUUUUGGUGAAAGUGGUAGUUUGAUGGUGUUUAAAUUGCUAUGCUGCGGAUCAGCGCGAUGAUGCCGUCAGCCUUCCCAGCCGUGUAAAAGACAAAAACAAAGCAAAGAUGCACUUCAUAGAGAAAAAUCUUGUAUAAUCAGAAUAAAAUCGCAGCACAGAAAGCACGUAAACUGGCAGAAAAACAUAAAGACCAGAAAAGAGAUCAUCGUAAGCUUAGC
Molecule: messenger RNA, 1441 nt
Organism: Myxozyma melibiosi
Lineage: Eukaryota; Fungi; Ascomycota; Lipomycetes; Lipomycetales; Lipomycetaceae
Exons: 1
Coding region: 237-995 (252 amino acids)
Source: RefSeq, a predicted model, not a curated record